AUGACCGGCGACGCCCUCGACAGGAUCAUCCAGGAAGACAUCGCGAAGGGUCUCGUGCCGUGCUUUGUUUGCGCGACGCUGGGCACGACGAGCUCGGGCGCCGUGGACGACAUCCCCGCGGUCGCGGACGUCGCGGCCAAGCACGGCAUGUGGACGCACAUCGACGCCGCGUACGCCGGCUCGUGCAUGGUCCUGCCCGAGCUGCGGCACCACCUCGCAGGAGUGGACAAGGUGGACUCGAUCGACUUCAACCCCCACAAGGGCCUGCUGGUCAACUUCGACAUGUCCGCGAUGUACGUGCGGGACCGCGCGCCGCUCGUCCGCGCCCUGACGCUCAACCCGGAGUUCCUGCGCAACGCCGCCACCGACGCCGGCGCCGUGACCGACUACAAGGACUGGCAGGUGCCGCUCGGACGGCGGUUCCGCGCGCUCAAGCUCUGGCUCGUGCUCCGGACGUACGGCGCCGAGGGCAUCCGCGGGUACAUGCGGCACCACAUGGGCCUCGCUGCGGACUUCGAAGCGUGGGUCGAGGCGGACGAGAGGUUCGAGGUGUGCGCGGACCGCCACUUCGGGCUGGUCUGUUUCCGGCUGCGCGGGGCGCCGGACGCCGCGAACGCCGAGCUCCUCGAGCGCCUGAACGCGACGGGCAAGACGUUCCUCACGGGGACCUCGCUCGACGGCAAGUUCACGCUGCGGCUGGCGGUGGGCGGCACCAACACUGGCGCGGUGCACGUGGCCGAGUGCUGGCAGCUCAUCUGCGAGGAAGCUGAGGCCGUGCUGAAGGAGGCAGCGGGCGCGAACUAG
Pedinophyceae sp. YPF-701 is the source of this 804-nucleotide messenger RNA. NCBI's taxonomy places the organism in Eukaryota, Viridiplantae, Chlorophyta, Pedinophyceae. The record is from the annotation of a GenBank genome assembly.